This is a messenger RNA of Anopheles maculipalpis, 20654 nucleotides long. RefSeq lists its product as uncharacterized. Gene Ontology annotation, cellular component: chromatin; nucleus. NCBI's taxonomy places the organism in Eukaryota, Metazoa, Arthropoda, Insecta, Diptera, Culicidae. Gene Ontology annotation, molecular function: histone binding; DNA binding; ATP binding. The transcript is spliced from 17 exons. The record is from RefSeq and is a predicted model, not a curated record. Gene Ontology annotation, biological process: regulation of gene expression; chromatin remodeling. Bases 253 to 20622 code for a protein of 6789 amino acids.
UGUGUGUGUAUGUAUGUGUGUGCACGCGCGCGUAUGUGUGCGUGUGUGUGUUUGUAUGUGUAUAGUUAGUAGGAUAAGGGCGCCUGUAAGCUCUCCGUAUGACGAAACAAGCACGGCUGUGUGGGGAUACAUAUAUGACAAGUAGUAGCAGCAGCAGCAGCAGCAGCAGCAGCAGCAGCAGCAGUAGUACGUGUAAUCAUACAACGAUAGAGCGAAGGGUCCACCGAUCUAUUUUUUAUAUGCGAAUUUAAAAUGGAUGCCUACUACCGAUACGAUCCGACUGCCCCUCGGGGGAUGGGCCCACCGGGUAGUAAUGCCGGUGGACCGUAUGCGCGGCAUCGAGCCCCACACCCGAUGCAGCAGCAGCAACCGCCACCGCAGUCGCAGUAUCCCUCCUACCAUCAGCCUGCUGGUACCGAUUCGAUGUACUCGAUGCCGGACCACAGUGCCGCCGGUAUGGCCGGAAUGGGUGACGUGGUUUGGGGGGCACAGCCUCCACCGCCACCGCAAGCCAAUCCGUAUGCGUCCCCGAUGGGCUACGGUCUCCCACAAGGACCACCGCAGGGACCAGCGCAACGCCAAACGCCUACUGGAUACCGGCAGCACAUGGGAGGAUACCCGCAACAGGACCCACAAAAGCUGCAAUAUCCCACGCAGCAAUCGAUGAUGGGCGGUAUGAUGCCACCUCAGCAGGGUUACGGCUCCUUGGGUCAACCCCAGCAGCAGCAGCAGCAGCAACAACAGCAGCAACAACAACCUCCCCAGCAACAGCAGCCCCAGCAGCAACAACAGCAGCAGCAGGCUCAGCAGCGCGUUUCGCAACACUAUCCUCAGCCGGGCCACUCCAUGUACCCGGGCGCACCGUCCGCGGCACAGUCCGCGUACGGUGCGUACGGUCCUGCUGCAGCGGCCAUGCAGCAGCACGCGGCACGUUCCGCCCAACACGUUUACAACCAGCAUCAGCUGGACCCGAGCGGUGGCUACGGGCAGCAUCUCGUCAGUGGUGGUCAGGUACCCACAAGCCUGCAUCAACUCGGUGCGCCUCAACAGCAACCGCCCGGUGGUGGUGGUGUCGUACCGGGAGGACUAGCUCCGACGCAUCCGUCGCAGCAACCCUCCCAUCUGCCACCGCAAUCCCAGCAGCAACAGCAGCUCCAUCAAGGCCACAACAAUCAGCAGCAGCAGCAUCCGGGGCUGUCGAAUCUGGGCGGUGGUCCACAAUCAUCUCAGCAGCAACAGGGUCAGCAUCCGGGUAUGGUACACCCGGGAGCCCAGCAGCCAAAUGCACCCGGUGCCGGACUGCAUGGGCUUGGUGGACCGCUCGGGGUACCGCAGCAGCAACAACAGCAUCCGAUGUCGCACGGUGCCGGCAUGCCAGGUGUUCCCGGAGGAGGAGGUGGUGGAGCAGGCGGACCGGGUGGUGGUGGAUACGGUGCAAGUGCACCGCAGCAACAAUCGUACCUGCCGAACGCUGCGUCGAAACAACAGCCAACCCAGCACGGUGGAAGCCCCCAGUAUCGGGCCCCGUUUCCUCAGCUCUCCCCCCAAAUGUCACCUCGUCCACCGCAAAUGUCUCCCCACACGCAGAUGUCACCGCGUCCGGUAAUGUCGCCAGCGAAGCCACCGGGUGGUGGACCGCCGGUCGUCACAUCGCAGUCACCCCAGGCCACGAUAACUUCCACCCAUUCGCCCCAUCUCGGUGCGGGGAUAGUGGCCGGCAGUGGUGGUAUGCAGAGUCCUCGACCACAGUCCGGUACGAAGCUGACAGCGUCUAGCUCGGGUGGUAGCGUAGUAAGUGGUCCUGGUGCUGGUGUAAACACGACACUGCAAGCGCUGGAACAGAUGGUAAUGCCACCGUCCGGUGCGACGGGUAUGGAGUAUGCGCAAGCAGCGGCGGCAGCGGCAGCAGCAGCAGCCGCGGCAGCUGCCUAUCGAGGUGGUCCACCGACACAUCAACAGCAGCAACAGAUGGGCGCAAACAAUCCACUGUCACCGCUUGGCCCGCGGCUACCGAUGUCACCCCAGCAUCAGCACCAGCACCAGCAGCAACACCAGCAGUGGCCUCCGAUGGCCGCCGUUCAACAGCAGCAGCGUCCUGGUAGUGGUGGCAUCAAUGGUAGCGCACAUCACGGAAUGGCAGGCUCUAUUGCACCACCGGGCAGUCAUAUGCCACCGAUGCAUGCACCCCAUGCGCCACCCCACUUACAUCCGGGCGCACAUGGGCCGCCUCCAUCGCAUGCUCAGCAACAGCAGAUUAGUCAGCUGAACGACAUUUCCAGCCUAAUACCGCCAGUGUCGCAAACCAGCAUGCCUGUGAUACCGCCACCACCCUCAGCAACAGGACCGCCAGGUCCGCAGGCUUAUGGCAGUUUAGACGAUAAAGGACAGCAUGGCGUUGUUGGUGGUGUAGAUGUCGCUACCUCGGUAGCAAACGUUCAGCAGCAGCAGCAGCAGCAACAACAGCCGGUACAUAGUCUGCAUCAGCCGCACCUUUCGACCGGGGCACAAGCACCUCAACAACCAAACACCCAAAUGUCCGCCAUGCAGCAGCAAAUGCAACAGCAGCAGAUGCUAACCCAACUCCAACCGGGAUCACAUCUUCCUCCACCAUCGGCGGGUCAACAUCAUGGUCCCGGUGGCGGUGGUCCGCAGCAGCAACAACACCAGCAGCAACCUACGAUGCAUCACAGCACACUGGCAGCGAUGCAACCGGCCAGCGGACAUGGCGGCGGAAGUUUGUCGCAUUCGAUCUCGCAGCAGCUUCACUCGCCGUCAUUUAAUGACGAGAUGCUGAUGUCGCCAAGCGGCCCAAAUCAGCAUUUACAGAGUGUGAACAAUAGUAUGUCGCAGCAGCAACAACAACAAUCUCAACAAAUGCAACAACAGUCAAAACAGCAAGCGAAUCAGCAGCAAGGUGGUGCUGGUGGUUCUUCACUGAACGAUCUACCCUCGAUGCAGCAUGGCCAUUCUCAUCAACAACAUGGGCAUCCGCAUCAGCAGGGAGUUGUUGAGCUGCCGCCGAUAUCUUCGAUUACAGAUCAGCAACAGCAGCAGCAUCAUAUGCAUCAUCAUCAUUUACACCACCAUCAUCAGCAUCAGCAACAGCAACAACAGCAACACCAGCAGCAACAGCAUCAUCAACAUCAUCAUCAUCAACAGCAACAACAACAACAACAACAGCAGCAACAACAACAUCAGUCUCAGGCGCAACAUCAUCAACAGUCAGCUGGAAUGGUGGAUCCCGUUGCAGAUCAGCAACAGCAUCAUCAUCACCAACAGCAACAACAGCAGUCUCAGCAACAGUCUCAGCAGCAGCAACAGCAGCAGCAGCAGCAGCAGCAACAGCAGAUGCAACAUCACCAUCAGCAACAACAACAACAACACCACCAGCAAGUAUCCGUACCUCCAUCGUCGGAUUUCAGCCUCAUCGAUAGCUUAGCUUCGAGCAAUGCGAAUGAAGCUCCCACCAGUCUAGGGCCUUCGAUGUUGAGUAAUAGUGGCGGCACUGGACCUUCUUCGGUGUAUGCGCAUGACGCUACGCUUACUCCACUGGUACCGAGUGGUGCCGAGGUGAUUGACACCCGCCAGCAACAGCAGUCCCAUCAGCAACACCAGCAAAACUCACUUUCGGCCGAACAGGCAACGACUGGAAGUAGCAGCAGUAAUGAAGAAUCUCGCGACAGUAUCGUGCCUGCACCGGCCGAAUCAAACACGGACGAAUCGAAGUCGUCUAAUUCGAACUCGCUCAUGUCCGGUACGGACUUUGAGGCGCUCCAUCACCACCAGCAGCAGCAGCAGCAAAACUCUGGCACAGCAGGAAUGCUUGGUCUUGGUCAGGAUAAUCUGCAAGGAGGUGGUGGUGGUGUGUUGGAUGAUUCUAUGAAGGAUUCAUCCUCCGCCAUGGGAGACGGUUCGUCAUUGUUGGAUUCGGCAAAGCAAGCGGGUGAGGAUACGCUCGGUGGAUACCAUUCUGAUGGAAGUAUGCUCCAACCGAGUGGGAACACGGAAACAUCUGUAAUGGAUCAGCAGCAAAUGUUGCUUGACUCAGUGGCGUCCGAUGUGGUAGCUCCGGCAGGAUUAACGGAUCUACAGGCGCCGGAAGUGACGACUGCAACCAAGAGUCCUAAUGAGCCGCUCGUGCCGACAUCCACCACAACUGCCGUGAGUGAUAGUACGAUAUCACCCGGCGGAGAACCAAUCAUCUCGACGAGCAGCGGUAGCGGCGGACUCAUGCCUGGUGUUGGUGGACAACCAACGACUGUUACUGGUUCGUCGGCGGCGGCUACCUAUGCGCAAACGUUGAGUGGUCAGAUGCCACAAACAAUGGCUGGUACUGCAGCACCACCUGGCUCGACAAUGUAUGGAAUGCAUCAGGUCGGUGGAACGAUGUUGCAACAGCAGCAGCAACAACAACAGCUACAAGGCGUACCACCAGUACCAACAGCGGGAGGUGACAUGAUGGUUCCACCGCCACCGCCACCCUAUCAAACACCACCAAUGAUGUCGCACAGCCAGGAACGGGCCGCAAUCAAGCAGCAGAUGCAGGACAUGUACAAACUUCCGAUGGCGGACAAUCAGGAGAAGAUGAUGCGCCUACAAGAGCGGCUUGCAAUGUUGCAACAGCACGAAGCAGCAGACGGUUGCCAGGGUCUUGGUCCACAACCCUGUCUGCUGAUGCAACCACCACACCACCAGCUAUAUCCGGUCGCACCUACGAUGACAUCAGCCGCAGCAGCUGCUGCAGCAGCGAUGAUCGAUAGUCCACAGGUGACGAGCACAACAGGGCGCGGACGAGGUCGAACGCCCUCAAGCAAACCACGUAAGCCACGGGCCAAGAAAGGUGAUAAACAGCAGGGCGGCCAACAAGAAGCGGCAGCAGCCGCAACAGCAACCGUGGUAGGACAGACGGGAUUGAUUACGUCGGGCGAUGAAACAUCGCAAUCGAAUGUGGUUGCACCGUUGUUUUCGACGACAGCUGCUGCUGCAGUCACAGGCAUCACAACACCCACUCCAACAACUCUGCUACCCGUAUCGGAAGACUCCGUUACAGCUGGAACAGGGCUGCCGGAAGCCAGUCCCGAUGGAAGCAGUUUCCACGAGCUAAUGUCUCUGGAGAGCAGUGGUGGCGGUGGUGGAAUCGGAGCUACCGGUGGUGAUAUCUCGCAGGACAAUCUAUCCUGCAGUGGUACCGGUGAUCUGGACACAUCGACCGAUGCCAGUGGUAAAAAGAUCAAGAAACCACGAAAGCCACGCGAGCCGAAGAAACCGGCCAAGGGUGACGGGGUGAAGGAAUCGGCCACACCGAAAAAGGAAAGCAAAAAGAAAGAAUCGAAGGAAAGCAAGAAAAAGAAGAAGAAGAGUGUGGCUUCGAGCGAUGGAGAUAAUUCGCUGUCGAUGGAGGAUGAACUUCCGGACGGUGGGAUUACUGCUGAGCUGGAACAUUCCAAAUCUGGUACGAACACGAGCGAAACGGACGAGAAUCAAUCGUUGGCAUCGUUGAUGAAUGCACAGAACUCGAAUGACGCUAAUGCUGCGGCUCCGAGCAGUGCGACGACCGGUGAGAGUGGUAUGGAAGAGGGUAAGGAUUCCGUAACGGCAAGCAGCGUAGUUGAGUCAACCGGAAGGGAAGAUGGCGAUGCGACAUCAUCCAACGUGGCUGUUGAUGGUGAAGAAAAGGAAGUUGAGAAAAUGGCCUCCAAAAAGGAGGAACAGGAAGGAGAAGGUGCAGUUGAUGAUGGAGAAGAACAGUCACCGAAGGGUGCAAUCACUACCACGACUGAAGCAAAUGAAGGUGGUAGUAAUGCGGUCCCAAUCGAUGAAGUAACGGACUUUGACGAUAUCCCCGUGUCGAAGAUAAGCAAAAGCGAAUUGACGAAGGAUGAGGACCAGGAAAAGAAGAAGGACGCUCCCGAAGAAGGUGCUGCAGCAGUCGAAGCGGAACCGGAAACUCCGACCAAAAGCAAAAGCAAGAAGAGUAGUAAAAAGAGCAAAGAACCUGGCAAUUCGGAAGGUGGUAGCAGCAGCAGUAGUCGAAAUCGUAGUCGCCCGAGCGGUGGUGGUAGUUCUUCGUCGCGUCGCAGCGGUGGCAGUAAAUCGAGCGGUGGAGGAUCGAAGAGUAGAUCACGUCGAAGUCGCAUGAUCGUGACCGAGUCGGAUGGUGAAGGUGAUGAUUUGCUAAGCACGCCGCCACCAUCACCUCCACCGGAUACGGAAGCGGACAGUUCGAAGCGACGAUCGGCCCGUAACACACAGCGCAAGAAGUACGUUGACGAUGUGAUGUUACGCUUUUCUGAUGAUGAGUCAGGAAUUAUUUCACCAACACCCACCGGCAGUCGUAAGGAUCGCCGUUCCGAUGGUGGUUCGGACCGUAAGGAAGGUGUGGCACUGACGGAUGCUUCGCUUGCUAGUGGUGCUAGUGGCGAAGCAGGUGUAGCAGCUCCGGAUGGAUCGGUAACUGGUGCCAGUGGUGAUGCAGGAAGCGGCGCUGCAGCUGGAGCCGGAGGUGAGCUUGCGACGGAUGAAAACAAAGUGAGCACAUCUGAGGCAGCUAAAUUGGCACCGGGAGCAACGGCAGAGCUUGGUCCCGAUGGGAAGCCAUUGGAUGAUGCAUCGAAACCUAAUGCGAAUUAUGUGUAUGUCAACACAUCGGAGGAAGAUUCGAUGGUGGUACAGUAUGUGCUGGCAGUCCGCAAAGGACGGCGAGAGCUUAAACCAGACCCUCCUCCACCUCCACCAAAGGAGAAAACUCCCGAACCCGUUGAGGGAGCUUCAGGAGAUGCAGUAAAAACCGAACCGAAGGAUGGAGCGGAGGAUACUGUAAAUGGUGAAAGUAAUGAAGCCGCUGCCACUACAACAGAUGCGGUGGUGAAGGAAGAAAAUGAAGACCUUGCAGAGAGUGACAAAGAGAAGGAAAAGGAACCAGCGGUUGACUCCAAAGGUGAUGGUGCGGUUGAUCACAAAAGCGAAAAUAUGGAAGAUACAUCUACGGCUUGUGACGCAGUUCCGAUGGACACGGAUGUAGAAACCACUUCUAAUGCAGAAAAGACCUCCGUUAAUGCCAUAACGGCUGACAAGAGCUCCGAAAACGAAUUAACUGCUGCUGAGAUCUCCAAAACCGAAGAAAAGAUGGAAACGGAUGAACAGCAGGAAACUGAAAAGAACAGUUCAUCCGAAGGUGCUGAAGAUAAACCGGCUGCAGCAGAAACUGAGCCACAAGAUAAUGAGCCUACGGAUGUACCGAAGGAAAGCGCGGAGACUGGCGAAGAAGAAACUACUAAAGUUGCAUUAGAAGAUACCGAUAAAGUGGAAGAAAAAGCUUCAUCCGACAAACCAAAUGACGGAGAAACAUCGCAAGAACAACCCUUCGCUGAUGUCCAAGGUGAGGCUAAAAAACAGUCGACCGAGGAAAAACCUGCAAGCGAUGCAGAAAAGAUGGAAGUGGAUGAAGUUCCAUCCGCAGUCACUGAAAGCAAACUGGGCGAUAGUUCCACUGAAGUUGUCAAGAAGGAAGAAACAUCUGAUGCAGCUGAAGCCAACACCGAAGCGAAGAGCACCGAAAUCGUCAAGAAAGAGGAAGAUGAAAGUGUAGCAACGGAAGAGGAAAAGAAACCCGAACCAGUGUACAUCGACGUAGAAGAGUACUUCGUGAAGUAUCGCAACUUCUCUUACCUGCACUGCGAUUGGCGUACCGAGGAUGAGCUGCUGAAGGGUGAUAAACGCGUUGGCAAUAAAAUCAAGCGUUUCUUGAUGAAGCAACAGCAGCAGCUAAACAUUUUCGAGAGUCUGGACGAAGAACCGUUUAAUCCGGACUUUGUUGAGGUCGAUCGGGUGCUGGAUGUGUCGGAGCUGGUGGAUGAUGAGGGCAAAACGGUGAAACACUAUCUAGUGAAGUGGAAGAGCUUACCGUACGAAGACAGCACUUGGGAGCUGGAAGAUGAUGUCGAUCAGCUGAAGAUUGAGCAGUACUAUAAGUUUAACAAAAUUCCACCGAAGAGUGAGUGGAAAACGAAGAAACGACCACAUCCGGACCAGUGGAAGGCGCUGCCGGAAUCACCCACGUAUAAGGGUGGCAACAAGUUGCGGCCAUAUCAGCUGGAAGGUUUAAACUGGUUGCGGUACUCAUGGUACAAGGGCAACAACUGUAUACUGGCCGAUGAGAUGGGUCUCGGUAAGACAAUCCAGAGUUUAACAUUUGUUAAUUCCGUAUACGAGUAUGGAAUACGGGGGCCGUUUUUGGUGAUUGCACCACUUUCGACCAUUCCGAACUGGCAGCGUGAGUUCGAAGGAUGGACGGAGAUGAAUGUGAUCGUGUACCAUGGAUCGGCGACGAGUCGGCAAAUGAUACAGGACUACGAGGUGUACUAUCGAACGGAGACGGGAAAGCUUAUCCGGGACAUUACCAAGUUCAACGUGCUCAUCACAACGUUCGAAAUGAUCGUCACGGAUUAUCAGGAUCUGAAGAACUUUACAUGGCGUGCUUGUGUGAUUGAUGAAGCGCAUCGUUUGAAGAACCGAAACUGUAAGCUACUGGAAGGACUACGACAGCUCAAUCUAGAACAUCGUGUGUUGCUUUCCGGCACACCGCUACAGAACAACGUAAACGAACUGUUCUCGCUGCUUAACUUCCUCGAACCGAGUCAGUUUGCUUGUAGUGAAGAGUUUUUGCGUGAGUUCGGAAGUCUCAAGACGGAGAGUGAGGUGCUAAAGUUGCAGGCCCUUCUGAAGCCGAUGAUGUUGCGCCGUUUGAAGGAUGAUGUGGAGAAGUCUCUGGCCCCGAAGGAGGAAACGAUCGUAGAGGUCGAGCUGACAAACAUUCAGAAAAAGUACUACCGAGGCAUACUGGAGCAAAACUUCUCCUUCCUCAUGAAGGGUACAACGUCGGCAAACAUUCCGAACCUGAUGAACACGAUGAUGGAGUUGCGCAAAUGUUGCAUCCAUCCAUAUCUGCUCAAUGGUGCGGAAGAUCAGAUUCAGUACGAUUACCGGCAGCAGCACGGUGAGGAUGCGGAAUCAUAUUACAAAAAUCUGAUCGUUUCAUCCGGUAAGAUGGUGCUGAUCGAUAAGCUGCUGCCGAAGCUGCGCGCCAAUGGACACAGGGUGUUAAUUUUCAGCCAGAUGGUGCGUUGUCUGGACAUACUGGAGGAUUAUCUGAUGUACAAGAAGUAUCCGUUCGAACGAAUUGACGGACGCAUUCGUGGCAAUCUCCGACAGGCUGCCAUCGAUCGCUACUCGAAACCGGAUUCGGAUCGUUUUGUGUUUUUGCUUUGUACAAAAGCGGGUGGUUUGGGUAUUAAUUUAACCGCAGCCGACACGGUCAUCAUCUACGACAGUGACUGGAAUCCGCAGAAUGAUCUGCAAGCGCAGGCUCGUUGUCAUCGUAUUGGACAGCAAAAAAUGGUAAAGAUCUACCGGUUGUUGUGUCGCAACACGUACGAGCGGGAGAUGUUUGAUAAAGCUUCGCUCAAGCUCGGUCUGGAUAAAGCGGUCCUGCAGAGUAUGAACACGGGCCAAAACAAGGACGGUACACAGCGUCAGCUGUCGAAGAAGGAAAUUGAAGACCUGCUGAAGAAGGGUGCGUACGGUGCCGUGAUGGAUGACGAUGCAGGCGAUAAGUUCUGCGAGGAGGACAUCGAUUCGAUCCUGCUACGUCGUACGCAGGUCAUUACGAUGGAAAGUGAAAAGGGUUCAACUUUCUCGAAGGCAUCGUUUGCUGCUUCGGCAAAUCGUAGUGAUAUCAACAUAGACGAUCCGGACUUUUGGAACAAAUGGGCCAAAAAGGCGGAAAUUGAUCCAACCGCAUGCGAGAAGGACGAAACAGAAGAUUUGGUAAUUGCGGAACCGCGUCGUCGUACGCAAAUUAAGCGUUACGGGCACGAUGAUGGUGUGAUGGACAUUUCGGACGAAUCGUCCGGUGAACAGGGUAGCGAUGGAGAGGAGGGUGGUAUCGGGCUGAAAACUCGCAGCAAACGGACGCGCGGGGCUAAGGAGCGUAAGAAGCUACAGCAACAGAUGCAGCACGACGAUUAUGUGCCACGUGAUAGGGAAACGCUUGCAGUGCUUGGUGCGGACGAAGUUUCGUACGGCAAUUGGGCAAGGUCGGAGUGUUUCAAGGUUGAGAAGGGAUUGCUGUCGCAUGGUUGGGCUCGUUGGACGGAAAUUCUCGAACAGGGACAGUUCAAGCGUGGCUGGCGAGAGCAAGACGUGGAGGAUUGUGCUCGUGUGAUUCUGCUUUACUGCUUGGAGCGCUAUCAGGGCGAUGAGAAAAUCAAGAACUUCAUCUGGGACUUGAUUACGCCGAACGAAGGUGGCGAACAGCGCGAAAUAGCACGCAAUCACAGUGGAUUACACAAUUUGGUGCCUAGAGGACGCAAUGCGAAAGGACGUAAGUCAUCUUCAGCAUGUACGACACCGAAGCGUGAAUCGUCAAAUUCCACUGCUACGGGAAGCAAUGGUGGUGGCGGCUCGCCAGUAGUAUCGCAACCAGCUGCUGGAUCAACCACACCCGCCCCCCAAUGCAGUGGUACAGCCGACGCGAACGAAGAUGCAUCCUCCAACUCAUCCGGUACAAAGGCGGAAAAAUCAGCCAAAUCCGGCUCGGACACUGGCGGCACAACAACACCCGUAUCCGAUCCACACCACUGGAGCAAGGACGAAAAAUACGACACAGAGACGCUGCUCGACAUCAACUACAAGAAGCAUCUUACCAGACAUGCAAACAAAGUGUUGCUGCGCGUUCGUAUGUUGUACUACAUCAAGCACGAGGUGCUCGGCGAUUUGGUCAAUCAAAUCAACGAAGGUGCCAAUGCCAGCGAUCUCCCAAUUCGGCCACCGCCUACGCCCGAUCAGCUGCCGUGCUCAUGGUGGAAUCCAAAUUGUUGCGAUCGAAGUUUGUUGGUGGGAACGUACAAACAUGGCUGCGAAAACUACCGUGGGAUGCGGGCGGAUCCGAUGCUCUGCUUCCAGAGCCACUGCGGUCCCGGUGAUGGCACCAUCGAAGAGGCGACGAUUGUCAAAGAAAACGAUGAUGAUGCAAACUCCAAGCUGGGUGACAAUGAGGAAGACCCGGAGGAUGGUGUUCCAUCGGAAACCACCCGAUCGGCCUCGGUCGGUAUCGAGUCAAAGGAUGAUGAUGAAGAAUCCACAGUUGGAACGGCUAGUGCAGCACCGACACCCGCCCCAUCGGACGUGAAUCCCGAGCUGGCCUGGCCAUCGAUGCAGGAUCUAAACACUCGAUUACGGCGUGUCAUCACGUCGUACCAGCGCAACUACAAGAAGGAAGAGCUGAAACAGCAGCAAAAGGCGAAGCUACAGACGAUUGUACCCCCACCUGGCACGCCAAACCUUUCCGGCCAAACCUCUUCUUCACCUUCAACACCCUCGACAACGCCUGGUCCUAUGAUCAUCACGCCACCACAGCAACAGGGACAGCAAGGACAACUGACAGCGUUGCAGCAGCAACAACAGCAACAGAUCGCCGGUCAGAUUGUUGGUCCCGGUGGUUCGGCAAUGGUGGUUGGCUUAAACCAUCCUUCAGCGACGGGUGCUCUAGGUGGUGGCGCUGCCGGUGUAAAUGCCGGUGGUCUUGGACUAGGGUCCACCGGAGGUCCACAGGGUAAAGCAGGAGGUGUACAGCAACAACAGCCACUACCGUCAACUAGCGGUAACAGUGGUUCCGGCGGUCUGCAAGCACCUACGGCUGGUAUGCCGACAGCGGCUGACUUUAGUCUGAUGCUUAGCCUGGGCCUCGGACUGAAUCCGGCCGAUCCGAAUCAGCUGGCGAACAUAGAUCUUCAGAAACUAGCAAUGUAUUUGAAAAUGGAACGACGUGAAAAAAACGAACAGGUUAUGCGUGAACGCGAACGUGUGCGGUUGGAACAGAUACCGAAGAGAUGGACGCGUCGUGAGGAAAACGAAUUCAUUCGUGUCCUUACGGGUUAUGGUAUCGAUUUGCAAACCAACACGACCGUCCCUACUCCUGAUUGGAGUCGCUUCAAAGUGUUCGCCAAGUUGGAUAAGAAAACGGACGAAAAUUUGAGCGAUUUUUACAAGGUGUUCAUUGCAAUGUGCAAACGGCAGGCGGGCGUAAAGCUAAGCGAUGACGAAAAGGGCCUCGAAGGAUUGGUGGACGAUGUGACAGAAGAUCAUGCCAAGCUGAUCCUCGAUCGGUUGGAAUUGCUGUCGAAAGCACGCCAGAUAGUGAAACAUCCCAAGCUGGAGGAAAACAUUCGUCUGUGCGAAAAUAAUCUGGACACGCCGGACUGGUGGAUACCGGGACGUCACGAUCGGGAACUGCUACGAGCUGUCCUGAAGUAUGGUAUAUAUCGCUCGGAACAGUUGAUUCUGGCGGAUUCCGAAUUUCCCUUCUAUGAAGCAGCUAAGAAGUAUCUGCAGCAGCUUGAGAUGCAAAUUCAGCUGCAAAAUCAACAGUUACUAAAGAUGCAAGCGGAGGCUGCAGCUGCGGCCAAGGCUGAUGCAGUUGCUGCUAAUGCACCGGCAGUGGCUGUUGUGGCGGCUGAGAAGGCGGCAAAUGCUGAUUUGGCCGUCAAGCAGGAAAAGGAUGCCAUCGUUUCUGCUGCUGCUUCAAUGGAGGUUGAUGGAGAGAAGAAGACCGUUGUUUCGGAUGCUUUACCGAAGGUGGAGUUGGUGGUUGCACCUGCCUCACCCGUCAAGGUUGAGGCUGAAGAAGUCCCUGAAGCAGUUGAUUCUGCGAGUGUUAAACCGUUGGCGGAAACAUCUGCUGCAUCUGUUACAAGUCCUGAAAAGGAAACGUCGACAAUUGCAGAAAGUCCGAAGGCCGGGUCCGUAUUGCAGGAAAACUUGGAGCCGUCCAAAGAACAAAAGAUGGAUACCGAGACCGAAACUACCGGAAAAGAUUGUACACCCAAGGUGUCGGAAGCCGAAUCGGUAGAGAAGGACGUCGCGGUUGAUGCGGCAGUUGAAACGGCUCCUGAGAAGGAAACCGUCAACGAACUGGCUGCUCCAUCUGCUAGUUCUCCUGCCAAGGUGGAAAACGAUUCUGAAAUGAAGCAAGAUGCAAAGGUUGAUGAAGAAGCCGUUAAGGAACCACUCACAGUAGCUACCGAUUCUGUAGAUAAACCUCUUGAGGAGAAGAAAGCAGAUGAAACUAGUGCUGUGGAAACCGCCGAAAAGAAUGAGGAACAGGCUGAAAAGACCGACAACGACAUUCCGGUGGAAACUGAAAAGGAAUUAGCAGUAUCGGUCGAAGAAAACGUCAACGUUAAGCUACAGGAGGAAGCUGGUAUCACUGGUGACGAUGAGAAAAUGGACGUCGACGCUGUUGAUUCUAAGGACAAGGAAACAAAAGAAGUAUCGUCUAAGGAAGCUGAAACAAAGGAACCUGUUGUAGAAGAUGUCGCUGAGACGAAAAAUGAAGAAUUUGUUGAGACCAGCAACAAGGAUUCGGAAAAGGAAGAUCCGGAUUCUAAGGAGAAAGAAGUCGAAAUGAUGGAGACGACUGAAACUUCAGCUGAUGGUGGUGAUGGAUUGGGCAAGAAAGAAUCCGACACUGUUGCCGUGGUCCCGGUAAAAGAAGCUGUUGAAGCUAUGGAAGUUGAGGAACAGUCAACGGUGGUUGCUGAAACACAAGACGAGAAAACUGCCGAAAAGUCGCCAAACCCGGAAGCGCAAAAAGAAGAGGAGAACAUCAUUAAGCAAUCGGUAGACGAAUCAACACUAAUCGAACCAAGUUCCCCCGGUGGUGAUUCCAACAAAACGGAUGAUGAAAAGAAAUCUGAAGUUAUUGCCCCGGCACUGUCUCCGAAAUCAAAAGCGGAAGAAGAUUCGUCAAAGGUGGUAGAAGAUAGUAAGGGCAAGGAAGAGAGUGUUGUUGAGCCAGUGAAAGAAAACAGGACCGAGGUUGUUAGCGAAGCAAUGGAUGUGGUGAAGGAACCUACACAAGAAGAAACGGUCCUCGAAAAGGAAAAAGCAGUGGUAGAAGAAGCUGACAAGGUUACUGAUUCUCCUUCUAAGCCGGACACAAAGGACGUACCGACAGAAGCAGAAACGGUUGCUCGUUUAUCGCCGGUUAAGGAAAUGAAAGAUGACGAACCGAUCUCGGUUAACAGCGACCAAGAGAGGAAGGCAUCGGAAGUAGAAUCUGAGAAGGAAACAGCCAAGGAUUCUGUAGCUGAAACUGAAAAGACUACUGAAAAUAUCGCUGAAAAACCAGUUAAGCAAGAAGCAGAAGUAACAACUGACGCUGCUGUUGCAGAAAAGAGUAGCGAUGUUGUAGUGGUUGCCCCCGCGGCGGAUACCAAGACGGAAGAACCACCAAAACAACCUGUCGCUCGUUCGCCAUCACCAGACGUUAUCAUCGUGGAGGAAAAGAAACCGAUCGAAGUGAAAGCGAUCGUUAAUCUGACCGAUGAGGAACGGUGCUCGCAGCAAACCGCUGCCCUGAAGGCACGCUUCCCCGAUCUGGAGGUGUUCCAGCCGCUGAUGAAGCUGAAGCAGCUGGAUAACAGUCUUACGAAGGAGGAUUUGAAAAAUAUGAGCAAGUUCGCCAGUAUGAUCGAUACAUCGAUGAUCGUAAAAUGGUUCCGAGAUUUCGCACUGGAACGUCGCGUCGGUCACAUUAUUUACUGUGUUGAGCAUGGAGAAUGGCCGGUAGGUAAAUCGUAUUCAGCCUAUACGGGCUGUCUCGGCAUCGACCUGGACAUUCCACUGUACGAGACGAUCAAGCGCAUCAUCCCGGUAAACGAUGAUGUACGUCGGUCAGCAUCGAGCACACCGGAUGUAAUUACGAUCACUACUGAUCAUCAGAAUGCGAAACAGAUCAGCAAUCAGGCUGCGGCUAUCCAGCAGCAAUCUGGUGCCGCUGGGGUUGGUGGUAUUGGUUCGGCAGGCGGAAGCAUGAGUGCAGCAAGCAGUAGCGGUGGUGGGGUUCUCGGAGCGAACGCGGCAUCGUCCUCGGCGGCGAUGAAUCAUCAGUCGAUGACGGUGGCGGCGGCAGCACAUGCCGCUGCAGCUCAUGCGGCAGCGGCGGCUGCAGCUGCUGGCGUGACGGUACCGCCUGCAAGUAAGAAACGCAAACGCCACAUUGCUAUCGAUGUUGAAACCGAGCGAGCGAAAUUGCAUGCGCUGCUGAAUAAUACACAGAGCCCAGUACCAACUGGAAAAGCGCAGCCAUCGCACACAUCAACAUCGAACAGCGGUGCUGGCAGUGGCCACCAGUGGAAUGACGAUGACGUGCAGGAAGUGGUCAGCAGCAGAGCUAAUGCACGAGGCGGUGGAUCGACAAGUGCAAACUCGAACGUAUUACAACCACCGCCUGCGCAUCAGCACGGCCCACGGAACCAGAUGUCGUAUCCCAAACCACAACUCAUUCCCGGCACUUCCAGCACACUAACACCGAUCGAUCUGUCCUCGAGUUACAGCCUACCAAAGGUCAAUAUUGCGGAUAUGAUAAAAAGCAGCAGCGGCAUGGGCGGAGGUGGUAGCGGCGGCCCAAUGGAUCUCAGCGAGGUACAGGACUUUUCCAUCGGCAAAAACAAAAAAUCCUCCAAUAAUCAGCUACCUAGCGGUAUUAGCAUAACCAGCGCUAGCGGACCAGCAUCUAGCAUGAUGUUGGGUCAUCACCAUCAGCAGCAGCAUCAGCAAUCACCUUCGGCUGCGGUAGCCGCCGCUGCUGCUGCCGGUAAGGGUAAAUUGAACGAUAUGUUAUCAAAGCUGAUGAAGAAAAACAACGUUAGCGUACCGAUCGAAGAACCACCACUCGGCAAGGAAAAGAAGCGACGAAAGUUGGACGAAAUUGUGCUCGGUCUUUCGGCAGCGAAGGAGCACAAAACGAUUUUCGGCGAUCCGACACCACCGGGAGGAAGCUUCUCGGGUAGCUCGAUGAAGAAGCCGCAAAUACCACCGUCGGUUUCGGUAACACCAGCCAGUGCACCAACGUCAGCUAGUCAACAGCCGCCUCAGAAACCGUUCACCAUUACCGUGACGAGCGUUCCGGGCAAUCCGAAAGGCGGCAGUCAGGGAUCGUCCGCCGGCGUUGUUGGUGGUUCGUCGACGAGCAGUGGAAAUAGUGCGGCCGCGGCAGCAGCCAAUAUGCAGGCAGCGCUGCAAGGUAUGUCGGGGAUGGGUAGCGCCAUGUCGACAAAGGACAGCCUUAAUGCGCUGUUUGCUCAAGCAGCUCAGGUGGAGCAACAGUCGUUCCUGAAGCAGCAACAGAAAUUGAUUCAAUCGCUACCGGCAAAUUCGCCACAGCGUAAAGCGUACGAAGCGAUGUUUGCUGAAAUGAAACAGGCAGCGGAAUUGAGCUCAAAGCUUGGUCAGUACGGUAGUGCGCACGAUGCGAAGGUCAACAAAUGGCUCGCAGAACAAACGGCCGCUCUAACGGAGCAAGCGAUGGGCAUGGAUUAUUUGUCCCGGUCACGAUCGAGAGGUGGUUCGUCGUCGGCUCAAAAUUCACCUCAGGGAGGAUCGAGUUCGCGUUCGACACGAGGCUCCGCUAAUAGUCUGCAACAGCAACAACAGCAACAGCAGCAGCAGCAACAACAACAACACCAUCACCAACAACAACAGCAGCAACAACAUCAGCAACAACAGCAACAACAACAGCAAGCGGACAGCAAUCCAAUGGCUUUCAAUUGGAAGAAUCUAACCGGCGAUGAGUACGUUGCCGUUAUUAACAAAAUCAACGGCAAACGCUUGACGGGCAAUAAAGCACCUCAGCUAAAACGGCUCACACAAUGGCUAGCUGACAAUCCGGCGUACGAGAUCGACCCAAAGUGGGCCGAAUCGAUAACGCUUCCCGGUGGUCCAGCAACAAUUGCACCUGCCAAGAGUUCCGAAGGAGGAGGCUCAACAUCGAAGCAAAUGCGGGCUGCAGCAAACGCCGCCUCAAACCAGUACGGUUCUUCAAACGCUGGCGGUGGAGGUCAACAAUCCGCUUCCGGUUCCGGAUCAUCUUCAUCCUCGAAGAAACACUCCCAGAGUAGUAAUGCUGCUGCGGCAGCAGCUGCUGCAGCAGCCGCCAGCAUGCAAUUCCCUGGACUUGCCGGCCUCAACGCCAACCUGCUGUCAAGCAUUCCAGGUUUGGGUAGUUUCGAUCCAAAAAACAAUCCACUACUGAUGCCGUUCGGUGGAAUGCCGGGACUAGCCGGACUUGGUGGGCUUGGCAAUUUGGGCAACAUGAAUCUCUUCUCGAAUCUGGCCGGGCUUGGUGGUGGUGGACUGUCCGGUGCGGCCGGUGGUGGAAUGGACGCACAAAGUUUGGCGGCCAUGAUGGCUGCUGCUGGACUUGACCCUACGGCUGCACUUGGUGCGGCGGCGGCAGCAGCAGCAGCAGCCGCAGCAGCUGGUGGAACUCCUACUAAGGGAGGUAACACUGGAAGCAAAUCUCGCGGUAAAUCGUCCUCUUCACAACAAUCGUCCGCUGUCAAUGAUGGUGCUGGAACGUCUUCUUCCGGUUCCGGUUCAGGACAGCAAGGAAGCGGCGGAUCUUCGUCGAAGAAUCAGCAACAGCAGCAGCAACAGGCAGCCGCCGCGGCUGCUGCAGCAGCGGCCGCCAAUAGUCAGUUCCCGUUCUUCUUCCCCAAUCCGAGUUUGCUGUACACGCCGCUAGGGCUGGGAGGACUCAACCCGUACGGACUGCCUGGCGUGAGUGGUACAACUACAGGUACGUCCUCUUCAACAACUACCUCACGACAAUCCCAAUCGAACAAGCAGAAUUCGCGCGGUAUGGGAUCCGGAGGUGGUUCGUCUCAGUCGGCUUCUUCGCCGGGUGGUGGUAGCGGGAAGGGAGGCCGUGGUUCAUCCGGGUUAACCCAGCAACAGCAAGCAGCUGCAGUUGCCGCAGUACAUCAGCAAGCUGCCCGUGAAGCAGCGCAGCUACAACAACUUCUUCUACCACACGAUACUCAUCUGUUGGAAUCGCUCACAAGAUCCGCCGGACUGGACAUAUCAGCUGCCGCUGCCGCAGCGGCUGCAGCGGCCGCCGCAGGCCAGGGAAGCAGUGGAAAUAGUCGUGGCGGAGGCUCUUCAAGUGCAUCGGAAAAGCAGCGAGCACGUGAAAGUGCUGCAGCACAACAGGCCAACAAGCAAGCGCUAGAAAAGCUAGAACGCGAACGGCGCAAAAUCCUCGAAACGCUAACGGCUGGGGGAUUCCCGGCAGAUUUGGCAGCAAUGCAGGCGGCAUUUAGUGCGACCGGCAAGAUGCCUUCACAUUCGUCUUCGUCCAAGGGUGCUGGCAGUAGCAGCAGCAGUUCAGCUUCAGCACAGGCAGCCGCAGCGGCAGCAGCGAUGGCGGCCAUGUCAUCCAAAGACAUGCAGCUACCGAUACCGCCCGAAUUUAGCCAGGCAUUGUUUGCCGGCAUGGCUGCGCACGCACUCUCCGCGUCGGCUGGUGGAAAUAGCGGUGGUGGUGGUGGAGCAGGAGGCUCGAGUGGGAGUGGCCGAUCGUCAUCACCGUCGGCGGCUAAGAAAGCGCGCGAUCAUCAGCAGCAAGAUCUGAAGGAUGCGUUCGAGCAGUUGAGCAAGAAUCCGAUUGAGUUGCUUGCUCGCAGUCUUGGUGUUGGGCCAGCCAUUUCGCUCAUCCCGACGUCCUCAUCUUCCUCCCCGUCCACCUCGUCCGUGUCGGAAUCGAAGCGGGCGCGACAGGAAGCGGCACAGCUGCAACAUCACCUUGCCAAGCUUGACGCGAAAGCAUUGCUGAUGGGGCAAGAUGAGUUGAAAUCCUCAUCUCGUUCGAGCCGAUCUUCCAGUUCGGCAGUAGGCGGUGGAGGCUCUAGUGCGGAAUCGUCGGCAGCGGCACUGUUAGGAUUGGACAAGGUUACCUUAACACCGGUUGCUGCGGCUAGUAUUGCUGCUUCGCUUCCCUCACAAACGACCAUUUCUUUGGCACCGUCUCCACUCCCAGGAGGAGGAGGAGCAGGAUCAUCAUCCUCGUCGCUUAACCUCAGCUCAAAGAGUCCGGCUCUUUCGAGCUCGUCAUCCUCGUCGGAACAACGCGAACGAGAUCAUCAUCAUCGCGAACGGGAACGGGAACGGGAACGGGAACGCAGCGAACGUCACGAGCGACACGAGCGUGACCGAUUGGAGCGAUUAGAGCGUCGAGAGCGAGAUGAACGGGCGGUAGCGGCAGCUGCGGCAGCAAUGGCCGCCGAACGGUUAGAACGAUCCGCCGAACGAAGUUUACGCUCGUCGGUGGACAGUAGCAGCAUUGCGGCCGAUCUUAGCCGCGCGGCUGCUGCUGGACUAUCCGUUUCGCUCGCAACGCCACCAGGUGGUAGUGCCGGAUCAUCGGCAGGAUCUUCUGUCUCACUUGGCACAACACUGUCUCUCUCGGCACUGGCAGCCAGCGGAAGUCCUCAGAAUCUAUCCUCUACCUCCGCGACGAGCAGUGGUGCUGCCGCUAGCGUACCUCCUACAGGAGAAGGUGCAACAAGUGGUGGCGGCACGCCAAGUGGUGGUAGCGGAGGAGGAGGUGGUGGCGGUGGAGGCCACGAUAUGGAUCUGGAAGAUUUGAUCGCUCCCUCGAAGCUCUCGAAGUCGAGCGGCGGUGUACUGAACGACGAGGAAGUUGAUCCACAGAAGCAAAUCAUGCUGCUUAAGCAAAAGCAAAAGCUGCUACAGCAGGAACACCUCAAGAAGGUACACGAAGCCCAGGAAGCACAACGAUUGAUUGAGCAGCAACGUAUUUUGGCCUCCGCUGCUGCCGCUGCAGCAGCAGCUGCAGCAACGAAACACCACAACAGCGAUGAUCCAGCGGAUCAUACAACAUCAGCUGCUGGAAGUUCCUCCGGUAAGGAAGAGGAGGAACGUCACACGGUGAAGCGGCGCCGGGAAGAAAGUCACGAAAGGAUAGCAGAUGAGAAUGUGGAUAAGGAAGUACCGGAUCUGUCUCAAGACGAGCUCACAAAACGGACUCGAGAAGAAAGAUCACCUUCAAGCGCGAGUAAUAUGGCGGAUCACCAUCAUCAUCAUCAUCACUCUGAUGUAGCUUCAUUAGCAACUGCAGCAGGAUCGUCCUAUGAGGAUCAUGAUAUGAUGCUAAAAUCAACUGCAGGAACUUCCGAGUCCGAUCACGAGCUAGCCGGGUUGGGUGGAGGAGCAUCCUCCUCCCAUCACCAUCACGAUGAUGAUCGGCGUCGAACUUCACGUCGUCAUCAGUCGUCAUCCUCAUCCUCACACCACAACCAGCUGAUGGAUGGUAGUGGCGGCAUCUCGGGCGCGGAAGAUGAAGCAAACCGUUCAGAGUCGGAAAAAUCCCUCCCGGAAACAUCUUCGGCAAGGAAAUCAACCCGCUCGAGUACGGAUGCGGCCAAUUUGAGUGGCAGUGAGUUGACAGGGUCCUCAUUGGCGGCAGCUUCGUCUGCCAACACACCGUCCGGUGGGCGUAGAACGACACGCAGCAAACGGCCCCGUAGUGGGGAGGAUCUAGAGUCGGCGCUCGGUGUGCCGGAACGUAAGCGUGAGUUGCGUUCGAGCGCUGGACGACAAGCGGCGGCAGCUGCGGCACGAAUGGCAGCGGAAGCGAAAGCGGCCGCAGCGGCCGCAGCUGCAGCAGCGUUCUCGGACGGUAGUAGUACCGGGUCGUUAAACCUGUCCAAGGAUCAACAGCACCAGCAGCACGACUCCGAUAAGGACGAUCAACCGAUUUGACUAAAAAUGAAUAAAUGACGCUUAUAAAUGUA